UCCUCUCUCAUUGACCUCUUCUAAUGAGUGAAAACCAACUUUUAAUUUCUCCACAGAUUUUUGUUGUUCUUGUCUCUCUACACCUCCUUAAAGACGAACAAACAUUUGAUUUUACUUUUUAUUUUGUAAGAGAAAAGUAAUUGACCAAGCCCAUUUUGUUUCCUUGUGUUGCCAUAGUCUGAGCACCAUACCUGGUUGGUCUACAUAUUUUAUAUUUUUUUACCCCCUGAACUGAGUUAAUCAUCUGGUGUAUAUCACACUCAUCCACGUUUCAGAGACACAAUAAAUAACAAUGACAAUGAACAUACCGGGUCUGGUGGUGAUGGCAGCUUUCUACCUCCUAAUCCUGGGAACGGGCAUCUGGGCAUCAAUGCGCUCUAGGAAAGAAGAGAAAAAGUGGACAGGAGAUGGAAUAGAGAUCACGCUUCUGGCUGGACGUAACAUCAACUUGCUCGUGGGCGUAUUUACUCUUACAGCCACAUGGGUAGGAGGAGGGUUUAUCCUCGGCAUUGCUGAAGCAACAUACAACCCGACAUUAGGAGCAGUGUGGGCUCUCAUGCCAGUGCCAUAUGUCCUUACAUUCUUCUUAGGUGGCUUUUUUUUUGCAAAGCCCAUGAGAGAGAACAGAUAUGUGACAAUGAUGGAUCCUUUCCAGCAGAAGUACGGAAACGUACUGGCCACUGCUCUAAUCUUUCCGGCACUAGUCGCUGAUGUGUUGUGGGUGGCACGCACACUUGUGAGCCUGGAUGAGCAGAUUGAGCGCAGGUGUGUGGUGGACGCACCUGACUUGGCUGGCUGGAGCGUCGCUCUGAGUGCGUCCCGCCUCCUCUCUCCGCCGCACGCCCUGCCUCCUGGCCGCCAUUGCAGGCUGCGGCUGGGGGGACCCUGGCAAUGUGGGAGAAGAGACUGUAAAGGUGGAACUAUGAGUGUGAUCCUAGACCUUUCUUACAUCUACUCCAUCAUCAUCUCCUCGGUGGUGGCCAUUGUCUACACACUCCUAGGGGGGCUCUACUCUGUGGCUUACACAGAUGUCAUCCAGCUCAUCCUCAUCUUUAUCAGCCUGUGGGUGUGUGUCCCUUUUAUGUUGACCAACCCUCACUCCAUGGACAUCUCAGUGACGGCCUAUAAUCAGAGCUUCCAGGCUCCAUGGAUUGGCAAGGUGGAGCUUAAUGAAGCUGGCAAGUGGUUUGACGACUUCAUGGUGCUGGCUCUGGGUGGAUUGGCCUACCAAGCAUUCUACCAAAGGAUCCUGUCCGCCUCAUCUUACACCCAAGCUCAAGUGACCUGCUUUGCCUCGUCUGCCUUUUGCCUGGUGCUUGGUAUCCCCUCUGUACUCAUUGGAGCUGUUGCUGCCUCUACUGACUGGAACUCAACCAUUUAUGGACUACCAACUCCAUAUGAGCGUGGAGAGGCAGGUUCUAUCCUCCCCAUCGCUCUACAGUCUCUCACACCUAUCUACGUGUCCAUCAUUGGCAUUGGAGCUGUAGCUGCUGCUGUCAUGUCCUCCAUGGACUCGGCCCUGCUGUCUUCUGCCUCACUGUUCUCCUCCAACAUCUACAAGAACAUCCUCCGAAAGCAGGCAUCAGACCGUGAAAUGCAGUGGGUGAUUCGUAUCUCAGUGGUGGUUGUAGGUCUGGCUGGUACUGGCCUUACCUUCCUGGACAGCAGUGUUCUGGUCUUCUGGCUUGUGGGUGUGGACAUGUCCUUCACCAUCAUGUUCCCUCAGCUGGUUUGCAUUCUCUUCUUCAAGGUGUCCAAUGGCUACGGGGCCAGUUUAGGCUUCUUAGUAGGAAUCCUCAUGAGAAUCCUAAGUGGAGAGCCCCUCAUCGGCUUGCCGCCCGUCAUCCGCUACCCCGGCUGCCGGCUGAACGCUGAAGGCACGCUCACCCAAUAUUUCCCCUUCCGCACCACUAUCAUGGUCACCUCACUGCUAUCCAUCCUGCUGUUCUCCUGGCUAGCAAGUAUCAUUUUUAACAAAGGCCUGUUGUCUGAGAAGUGGGAUUUGUACAAGAUCAAACGCAAGCAGAAAGUACCUGCAGACAAGAUGACGAGUGAAAACAAAGAAGAGGCCUCCGUGGCUAAGCAGUUACUGGACACCACCAGCUGCUGAGGUGUUUCAAAGGGAGCAGAUGAUGGGUCAUGACAGGAGGAAGACAUGCACAGGGAGCUACAGAGUCUUGACAUGAGACUGUCUCUACAGAAGCAGUGAAUGUGUGUCACAUCCUGUACAGAUCAACAUCAACAUGUCCUCUGAACACCUUAGCAUCAGUUACCUUCUACAAAAAAAGUAAAAUGAUCAACUUAAAUUUUGUAUGAGAGUAAAGAGCCCAUGAACAUGUAUAACACAUUAUGGGACUGAUUCAAAACACCGUGAAUAAUUAUGACAAGCCUUGUUAUAAACUAUAUCACACAGCUUUGAAAUGGACGGACUUAGCUCAUCCAUUUAAAUUCCUUUCCAUUUGGAAAGUAUUGAUACAUUUAUGAAAUAAAAUGAAUUUGUUCAAUAGAUAGAUCUGGAUUUGUACAGAUAUUUUGAAAAAAUAUUUUUUCACUCUCGCAAUUUGAGAUAAUGUUCCUUUUGGGCGUAUAAAUGUUGUCCCUAGACUGGAUUGCACAUUAAACACUUUUUGGCCAUCAGCGCAAAUGAACCACAUAUUCAGUCAAACUGAAGAAUAAUGAAGUAGUUUCCAGCUCACUCUUAACAAAAUGCUUUUGUAGCGUGAAUCCAAAUUGUCACAAUAAUCAGACAUUAAUCAUCUUCCUUGAAUGAGUUAUUUAAAUUCAGCACAAUUAGAUAAUUGUACAAUACCACAAAGACAGCACUUCUAAUAUUGAUUGACACAAGUGUUCCUACUUUUGAUGUGUUGGAUUGUCGCUUUAUUAACAUCACAGAAAAUUAAUCUGACAGUUAUCCAAUCACCAUCAACCCAAUUAAAGGUGAGCAUGUCUAUAAAGUGAAAACACUAUUUUGUCUCAAACAGUCGGAAAAAAAAAACAGAGCCCGUUCAAAACUUGCCAUUUUUAUAUCAUUUUCAACAAUGCUGUGACAAUGAGACAACCUCCAUCAAUCAGGUUGUCCCAUCAGGUCUGACUGCUCUGGUUGCAGUCGCUUGCUGCUAAACAAUAUUCAAAGAGUCAAAUGUGAAAAACAAACACUAUUUAUACACACUUUUCUUCAAACUAUCAUUAAUUGAAUUCACUUUGAUGUUUUUAAAAGAUUCAUGUACACGUAAAGUUUAAUGGAAAGGUUUAUUUUGUUAUCAACUUCCAAACAUUUUGUUGUAUCAAGCACUGUGUGUAUGACAAUCUAAACAUAUAGCAUCAUACUAUCUACCACAAUAAUCACUGGAACCUGGUCUGCAUUGUCACAUCAGUGUGGUUUUUUUAUGCUGGGUACCGUAAAACAGGUGUAUACAAAUACCUUGUGGAGUUGCUCAAGAGCUCAACACAUGGGUCUGAAUUAGUGGUCAAAAGAAGGUCAAAAUCGGUUGUUUUCCAAAGGCAUCUUGUAGAACACAAAACAGGACUAUUUGCAUGCAUCUUUUUUUACAUAGGCGUGACAUUUUUAAAUGUAUUAUUCUCUUGUACAGCCUAAUCACAAUUUGUACAUUAACACAUUUUUUGUAUCAAAGUUGAUUUGCCUUGCAUUGUUUGUUGAUGAGGAAAAAGUACCAAUGUGUAUUUGUAUCUGAAGUUAAGUUGCUGAAAAAUUAAUGAAGACCUGCAAUCUCUUUAUUUUUACAUUGGCCUUAUGAUUGGCCUGCACUUUCAAAAAGUGUUAUUGCCUAUUAUUUGCUUUCAUGGUCACCAAACUUAAUACACUGUCAUGCAUCUUCACAAAUUCAGCCAGCAGUUGUCACCAAUGAGAAAUGGUGCCUUAUUGGAGCAUAUUUACAUGGUACUGUGUUACUGACUUGGUCACUGUUGGGACAGGAAUAUUCGUUUUUCCAUUUUAGGUUGUUGAAGCUCAUUGAAGUUCUGGACUGGUUUUAGUUUCAUUAAAAAUGCAAAGCUUUUUUUUUCUCCUUUCAUGUCUGUAUUUGGUUUUAUACUUAUAUGCAUGACAAUUGUCAAUGACCUUUGUAUGAAUACUGAACUUUUGCGGAGGCUGUUCCUCUCUUGCCACUUGGCAAGAUUCUACUUUGUAAUCAAUUAAUGUAAAUCCCCAUGGGGUGAGGUUCUUUAACAAUAAAAGCUAAUCCAAAAUUGUU
Nerophis ophidion (straightnose pipefish) is the source of this 4211-nucleotide messenger RNA. RefSeq names its product high affinity choline transporter 1-like. Gene Ontology annotation, biological process: choline transport; transmembrane transport; acetylcholine biosynthetic process. The transcript is spliced from 11 exons. Gene Ontology annotation, molecular function: choline:sodium symporter activity. NCBI's taxonomy places the organism in Eukaryota, Metazoa, Chordata, Actinopteri, Syngnathiformes, Syngnathidae. Gene Ontology annotation, cellular component: plasma membrane. The record is from RefSeq and is a predicted model, not a curated record. The coding region runs from base 293 to 2110 and encodes 605 amino acids.